UCCUGCCUGUAUUAAGAAGCUUCCUGUUGCAAGGUUGCCUCACUGCUGGUGGUCAACAUGCAGGAGACCUCAACGACGACGCCGUCCAACCCUUCGUCCCGCAGCCAAUCGAUUUUCAACAUCCAGCGCCAGGUCUCCACUCUGGGUAGUUCCAGUCCAGGACCCAUGUCCUUGAAGACCAGCAUCACCCCUACCCCAGGCCAGCUGAAGACCAAGGUCACGAAUGUCCGUCGCAUGCGCAGGAUCAUCUCUGAGGACGCAGAGUGGUCACUGGCCAUUGUCCCUCUCCUUACGGAGCUCUGCAUUCAGCAUAUCGUCAAGAACUUCCAGAACAACCCUAUACUGAAGCAGCUGCCCCUAGAGCACCAAAAGAAGGUCUUGAGCAACUUGCCCCCCGAGCUGCCUUUGACGGUGACCGCUAACUUGAUUGACGAUGAGAAUUAUUGGCACCGCUGCUGCGUCAAGCGCUGGGCCGUAUGCCACGUGUCCAGGCACGGUGGCAGCUGGAAGCGGAUGUUCUUCGAGAGGCACCUGGAGAACCUGCUGAAGCUGUUCAUCCCAGGGACCACGGACCCCGGCGUCAUCCUGGACCUGCUGCCCCUCUGCAGGAACUACGUCCGCCGCAUCCACGUGGACCAGUUCCUCCCACCCGUGCGGAUGCCGACGCCGCCUCAGGGGGAGGAGCAGUCGGACUCGGGCAGUGAGGGCGAGGGGAACGAACCUGAGAAGGACCACUACCAGCUGCAGGCCCUGGUGGCCGGCCUCAAGCACCUGGAGGAGCUGGACCUGGUGUACGGCGUCAAAGACUGCGGCAUGAACUUCGAGUGGAACCUCUUUCUCUUCACCUACAGAGACUGCCACUCUCUGGCCGCCACCAUCAAAGCCUGCCACACCCUCAAGAUCUUCAGGCUGACCCGAAGUAAGGUGGACGACGAUAAGGCGCGCAUCCUAAUCCGUAGCCUGCUGGACCACCCUGCCCUUGAGGAGCUGGACUUAUCCCACAACCUCAUCGGAGACCGCGGUGCACGGGCGGCAGCCAAGCUACUGAGCCACAGUCGCCUGAGAGUGCUCAACCUGGCCAACAACCAACUGCGGGCGCCCGGGGCACAGUCACUGGCGCAUGCGCUGGCACACAACACCAGCCUGGUCUCCCUCAACCUCCGCCUCAACUGUAUCGAGGAUGAGGGUGGCCAAGCCAUUGCCCAUGCCCUAGAGACCAACAAGUGCCUCACCAUGCUCCACCUCGGUGGCAAUGAGCUGUCUGAGCCCACAGCCACACUCCUCUCCCAGGUGCUCCCAGUCAACACCACGCUCAUCAGCCUCAACCUAUCCUGCAACCACAUCGGGCAGGACGGCGGGAAGCAGCUCCUGGAAGGCAUGUCAGACAACAAGACCAUCCUAGAGUUCGACCUGCGGCUGUCAGACGUGUCCCAGGAGAGCGAGUACCUCAUUGGCCAGGCUCUGCAUGCCAACCGAGAGGCUGCCCGCCAGCGGACCCUGAAUCCUGGCCACUUCUCCUCUCCCACUAACAACUGCACUGAGAAUCCUGUAGGCUAAGAUGUGGACCGGGGCUAGGACAGUGAUCUGAUGGGUCACCUGGAAGCCACACUUUCACUUCACACCCUUGAUAUGCCUGCCCCAGGUUCUGAGGAUGCAAGAGGAGGGGAUCACGCAUCUCCUUGGAAUGAGCGGCCAG
This is a messenger RNA of Apodemus sylvaticus (European woodmouse), 1696 nucleotides long. RefSeq names its product t-complex-associated-testis-expressed 1 (gene Tcte1). Lineage: Eukaryota; Metazoa; Chordata; Mammalia; Rodentia; Muridae. Gene Ontology annotation, biological process: flagellated sperm motility. The coding region runs from base 58 to 1557 and encodes 499 amino acids. Gene Ontology annotation, molecular function: protein binding. The record is from RefSeq and is a predicted model, not a curated record. The transcript is spliced from 4 exons. Gene Ontology annotation, cellular component: sperm flagellum.